This is a messenger RNA of Plodia interpunctella (Indianmeal moth), 2100 nucleotides long. RefSeq lists its product as uncharacterized. The transcript is spliced from 8 exons. The coding region runs from base 663 to 1385 and encodes 240 amino acids. Lineage: Eukaryota; Metazoa; Arthropoda; Insecta; Lepidoptera; Pyralidae. The record is from RefSeq and is a predicted model, not a curated record.
AUAUAUGAAAGUGUGUGUGUGUUUGAUUAUCCUUCUUUCACGUCGAAAUUAAGCAUUGAUUUAAGAUGUUUUUGGUAUGGAGAUAGUUAGAGAACUGAAGAGUGACAUUUUGUCGGGCAGCGAAAAUUCACAAGUGUAAAUCUAAGCUUAUAUCACGCGCGGAAAACCACACCAAUUGAAUUCGCGUUCAACAUUAAAAAGACAACUUUACCAUCACCAGAAUUAACGAAUAAUUAAUAAAACACACAUAUAAUUUAUACUACGCGAUUGCAAUGUACAGUGAACACAUUAAACCUGUCGAAAUUGCAGAUUCGUAAUUACACAGCGGGUAUUAAGCGUGGAAAUAGAUGAUAAAAAUGAAAAGACAUUUUUUUUUAACCCUAACUUUGCCUCAAGAGUUAAUAGGCGAGAAAUACACGAGCAUAUAACCAUAAAAUCACAUUUCAAUGACAAAUUAAUUGCAGUUAAUUUGACGUAAUCAUUGCAUAAUUUUUUAUCGUAAUUUGGCAGUUCGAAAACAAUGUUAUUAAGCCUAAUAUAUGUUUUGUUUCAUAUGAAUAUUGUCGUGUGCUAACUACAUAUAGCCGCCACAAAGGGAAGAUCUUCAUGCACGGCUCAGACGAUGUCACGUCGGAGAAUCCCGUGUCCACUGUUUAGAUAGAAUGGCUACAAAAUGGACCCCAUUGGGUUUCUCCUGUCCUGUCAACUGUGCUAAUGUCAUAAGCGCCAUUAACAGAUUAAAAAUGAUAGACUACGACACGAUAAUAAUGCCGGACGCGAGUUAUGAAAACGCGGUGGACUCCAUUGAGCAGUACAUCGACCGUCUGACCAGGGCGAAAGUGUUAACAUCUGUGUCAAAAGUGAACCCUACCAAAGGGAGAUUACUGAUAAAUGACGCCGUGGAGAAGAUAGAGACAGCGCGGAAAAUGCGACGUCGCAGUUUCAAAGGGAACUGCCUAAAGUACUACAAGACGGCAGACAAGGUAGGACUAAAGAAGUGCCUCUCACUCAGCAACGGACAUGACGUAGACGAAAUCAUAGGCAUCAUAUCCGCUGCGCUUACGAAAUACUCCAGUACUAAUGUCAGCGUCCAAAUCACUAAGAAACUACUAGUCAAGAUGAUAGGCGAAGAAGAUCUGGUCGCGGGCAAGUUCAACGUAAAAGCUGUGGUGAAGUUCCUUACGCACGCGUUCCACGCGUAUGAGGACAUCAAGAAGAACAAGCUGGUGAUACAGCUGCGUUCACAGCACUGCCUCACCACGCACGUGCCCGGCUGCUUCUGCAGCAAAGGGUACGUGGAGCGUUUCGGACGCUGCAUCAAACCGUCAGACUGCUACAGCGGGUCCAUGUACGACAAAUACAUGGCGAGGAUAAUCAUUGUGUAACAUUAAUGUCAUACCGUACCACAAGUGUCCCGUGGCAAUAUGAGGAACUAUCAAUAAUAGAUACGUCACUUUGUUGUUUUCAGCGACAAUAGCGCCACGUCUGCUAGACUUUUUAUUAUACGGAUAAGAAAACUUAAGACAAGGAACUAGCAUAGCUAAAUUAGAUAAAACGUUUACAUAUAACUUCUCGACCUAUUUAAUACACAAGUUUAUCUGUUAGACGACUUAAAACUAACCCCGACUUUCAAUAUUCAUUUCGCCACAACUUUUGAAUGGCCGAAUUGAUUUUGAUCAAACAUAUCUAAGAACCAUCGCAUAAAAAAUAUCAAUCAAUCAAAUAAAAAAUCAAAUAAAAAAAAAAACUAGUAGUGAGAUCAAAGAACCACCGCAUAAAAAACGAGUAGUGAAUCGUGCUUUCUUUCGAGUGAUACGUAGUGCUUUAUACGACAUCUGCCUACGACGAAAAUAAUUGAUUCUUAAUCGUUGUACAAAACACAUUGGCGUUCGUUACUUCCCUUUUAUUCCUCUUCCUAGUAUGAGUGAAACAAAAGUAUAUGUCGUAGCUUUCUCGGUCUUGUGUCACUCGAUUUUGUUUGUAGAUAUUUUUAAAAAAUGUGUGUUCCUUUAAUUAAUCUCAGUAAACAAUUGUCCAAUUAUUAUUAUUAAAACAUUAUACAUAACUUAGAAAAUAAAAGUAUUUAAUUAAAAUAAUAAA